AUGCUGAGAUUCGGGCAGCACCUCAUCAAACCCUCCGUGGUCUUCCUGAAGACAGAGCUCUCCUUUGCUCUCGUCAACCGGAAGCCAGUGGUCCCAGGACAUGUCCUUGUUUGCCCUCUGCGGCCAGUGGAGCGUUUCCGUGACUUGUGUCCUGAGGAAGUGGCCGAUUUAUUUCGUACAGCGCAAAGGGUUGGGGAUGUGGUGGAGAAGCACUUCUGUGGGACCUCGCUCACCAUAUCAAUUCAGGAUGGCCCUGAAGCUGGACAAACAGUGAAGCAUGUUCAUGUCCAUGUCCUUCCUGCACUUUCAGGAGAAAUCCUUAGAAAUGAGGUGCUUUGGAAAGAAUUGCAACAACACGACAAAGAAGAUUCCUCUGACAAGUGGAGGACAGAAGAAGAAAUGGCAGCUGAAGCAGCAAUUCUGAAGAAGUAUUUUCAGGAAAAUUAA
Molecule: messenger RNA, 447 nt
Organism: Chaetura pelagica (chimney swift)
Lineage: Eukaryota; Metazoa; Chordata; Aves; Apodiformes; Apodidae
Gene: FHIT
Product: fragile histidine triad
Exons: 7
Coding region: 1-447 (148 amino acids)
Biological process (GO): purine nucleotide metabolic process; negative regulation of proteasomal ubiquitin-dependent protein catabolic process; intrinsic apoptotic signaling pathway by p53 class mediator
Cellular component (GO): cytoplasm; nucleus; plasma membrane
Molecular function (GO): bis(5'-adenosyl)-triphosphatase activity; ubiquitin protein ligase binding
Source: RefSeq, a predicted model, not a curated record